Aspergillus tanneri is the source of this 1830-nucleotide messenger RNA. RefSeq names its product GMC family oxidoreductase. The coding region runs from base 1 to 1830 and encodes 609 amino acids. Gene Ontology annotation, biological process: secondary metabolite biosynthetic process. Gene Ontology annotation, molecular function: flavin adenine dinucleotide binding; oxidoreductase activity, acting on CH-OH group of donors. The record is from RefSeq and is a predicted model, not a curated record. Lineage: Eukaryota; Fungi; Ascomycota; Eurotiomycetes; Eurotiales; Aspergillaceae. The transcript is spliced from 7 exons.
AUGAUGUUCUGGCCUCUUUCUAUCGCAUUUCUCCCUGUCCUGGCGGGCGCCUUUCUCCACGGCCAGGCACGAAACAGUACCUUUGACUAUGUGAUCAUCGGGGGAGGCACUGCGGGGAUUCCAGUAGGAACAAGGUUGGCUCAGGCGGGAUUCGAGGUCGCCAUUGUCGAGGCUGGCGGCUGGUACGAGGACUCGGAGCCAAUAAUCUCAUCCACUCCAGCCUUUGGUUUCGCAAAUAAUGCUGCUAAUGAUUGGGGUUUCAUCGUUGAGCCCCAGCCAGGGAUGGGGGGACGAGUCUUCGGUUAUCCCCGUGGGAAAUGCAUGGGAGGCUCCAGCGCACGCAAUGCGAUGAUUUACCAGAGAGCCCCUGUCGGCGCAUUUCAGAGAUGGGCCGAUGAGGUCGGGGACCAAAGCUACGCGUGGUCUAAAUUCGAACGGUAUUUCAAGAAAGGCACGAACUUCACAGCCCCGGAUCCCAAUCACCGAGCUGCCAAUGCGACCCCCGGAUAUCAUCCAGGCGCGUUCUCGCCCGACGGCGGUCCGCUGACUGUGACGUACGCCAACUGGGCGUCGCCGAUCUCCAGCUGGAUCCAGCGGGCUAUGAAGGCCGUGGGGAUUGACGAUGCCGGCGACUUCAACAGUGGUCAGAUCAUCGGUUCACAGUAUUUUGCGCUCACAACCAUCCCCGAGACGCAGGAGCGGGCGUCUUCUGAAAACACAUAUCUGAAGGAGUUCCAGGAUCUCCCCAAACUAACCGUCUAUACAGAAACAUUGGCGAAGCGAAUCCUCUUCGACGACAGCAAGACUGCCACGGGAGUUGUGGUAGAGAUGGCUGGCGUGGAGCAUACGCUCGCCGUCGACAAGGAGGUUAUUCUAUCGGCUGGAGCCUUCCAGUCCCCUCAACUGCUGAUGGUCUCGGGCGUCGGUCCGGCAAAUACUCUGGAUAGCCUUGAUAUUCCCAUCAUUCAUGAUAGUCCUUACGUGGGACAGAACCUGGUCGACCACGUAUGGUUUGGGGUAUCGUACCCUGUCGACGUCCCCACAUGGACCAAAUGGGCUAACGAUGCGUUCUACAUGCUUCGGCUCUACGUCGGUGAUUAUCACCAGCAUCGUCAGGGGCCCUUGACUGCGAACGCGGGCGACUUUGGUGCCUUUGAAAAGGUCCCCGAUCAUCUCCGUGACGCAUUUACGCCGGAAACCCUUCAGGACCUGGCAGAGUUCCCGGAAGAUUGGCCGGAAGUGGAGUAUAUUGUAUCUCCAAUGUACCUGGGCAACUUCAACGAUCCUAUGGGCCGUCAGCCCAAAGACAGCAAGCAGUAUGCGUCCAUCAACGCAGCCCUUGUCGCCCCCGUAUCUCUGGGCAACGUCACUCUCCGGUCCGCCGACACCCACGAUCCGCCCGUCAUCCACACGAACACGCUGGGGUCUCCUACCGACCAGCAGGUUGCCAUUGCUGCCUUCAAGCGUCUGCGAGAGAUCUUCGAGUCUCCGGAGUUGGUGCCUGUUCGCCUCGGAGACGAAUAUUACCCGGGCAAAAUUUCGGUUCGGUCCGAUGCGGAGAUCUUGCACUUCAUUCAGCAAGAUGGCCUGGCUUUCUACCACGCCGGGUCUUCGUGUGCGAUGGGCAAUCCUGAUGCGGUUAAGAACAAAGCUGUUGUAGACAGCCAGGCAAGGGUGAUUGGCGUCAAUGGCGUAAGAGUUGUGGAUGCUGCUGCUCUCCCAUUCCUCCCUCCCAGUCAUAUUCAAAGCGCAAUCUAUGCGCUGGCUGAAAAGAUUGCCGAGGAGAUCAUCAACAAAGAAUUGGAUGGACCUACGCGGGUCGAAUUGUAA